This is a messenger RNA of Aedes aegypti (yellow fever mosquito), 9507 nucleotides long. RefSeq names its product trichohyalin. The record is from RefSeq and is a predicted model, not a curated record. The transcript is spliced from 7 exons. Lineage: Eukaryota; Metazoa; Arthropoda; Insecta; Diptera; Culicidae. The coding region runs from base 667 to 8994 and encodes 2775 amino acids.
CGAUUUACUCUGGUUCUUUGAGCGUUGAGAUUUGCACACAAAACGUCUGUUUUUGUGUUCAGAUUUUUUUUAGUUCUUGGCUUUUCGAGGAUCCUUGUUUUUAUUUCCCUACGUCUCAACGUCCUUCCGACCCACUCACGUGUCCGACGUCGGUUCGAUCUUCCAUUAUUACGCUUGUCGCGGGAAUCGGUUAUCACAUUUUCACGCACGCACGAUCUUCAUAUGUACGCUAGUGUUCGCGGUGGCAUCAACGACAUUUUUACGUCUACUUUGAUCACCUGGAUUCUGUUUGCGGCAGCUAUCGUUAGUAAAGCUCGAUGGAAGUGCAUUAGUUAUUGUGGUUAUAAAUGUUGAUUUGAAGGUAUAUUUGAAUAUCCAUUCGAACAGUACGUUUUCUGACAUUUAAUCAGUUUGUGAUAGUGAGUUAAGAAAAUUUACGAAAAAAUCGAAAUUUGUGCUCGGUCACGAGCAAAAUUCUGCUAAGGAGAAUUUUACUCAGUGCGGCCAACAACGAGAGGAAUGCUUCAACGAAAAUUCGCUAUAAAUAAGUGUGAUAGUAUAUGAGUUGUCAUAGUAGCGCAAAAAAUAGCCGAAAUCAAAGUUAAUCUUCAACUUACACAUAAACUCUACAACCAGUAAUGCUCUUCUGCUGGACAUAAAAUCACAAUGGACAAAGAUCAGUAUAAAGUGUCGUUGCGAAGUGCUGGAGAAACAUCACAAACUGUUCUUGAACAGCAGCGCUUGGGACGUGUGAGAAGUUUAUCAGCUGAACAUCGAAACAAAAAUCUCGAUCAAGACGAGAAUGCCAACCUGAAAGACACAGUACAGACUGAAAACCCUGCUCCUGGAAAACAGAAAUUCGAUUCCGAAAAAAAUGCAUUCGAGAAGAAAGAAGAAGGAAUAGAAAAAGAGAAGGAACCAGUUGAAGCAGUGGACGCGGAUGAAGAGGAAGAAGAAGUCGAAGAGGAGGAAGAACAGGAAGAAAUCGUAGAAGAAGAAGAGGAGGAGGAGGAGGAGGAAGUCGAAGAGGAAGAAGAAGAGGCUGAAGAAGAAGUGCUAGAAGAUGAAGAGCUAGAAGAGAAAAAUGAGGCUGACAAGGAAGCAAAACAGAAAGCAGCUGAUGAAGAAAAAGAGGAAGAGAAAAAAGUUGCAACAAAAGAAUCAGAGCAAGAGCUCUUAAAAGCACAUGAGAAAUCUGUAACAGUACCCAGCCACAAAAUAGAAACGGCCAAACAGGUUGAUACAGUCACAGCACCAGUAAGAAAGCAAGGGAAAGAAGUUGCAACAGAAGAAUCAGAACAGAAGCUUUUGAAAGCACUUAAAGAAUCUGCAACAGUACCCAGCCACAAAAUAGAAGCGGCCAAACAGGUUGAUGCAGUCACAAAACCAGCAAGAGAGCAAGAGAAAGAAGUCGCAACAGAAAAAUCAGAACAAAAGCUUUUGAAAGCACAAAAAGAUUCUACAACAGUAUCAAGCCACAAAAUAGAAGCGGCCAAACAGGUUGAUGUAGUCGCAAAACCAGCAAGAGAGCAAAAGAAAGAAGUUGCAACAGAAGAACCAGAACAAAAGCUUUUGAAAGCACAAAAAGAAUCUUCAACAGUAUCAAGCUACAAAAUAGAAGCGGCCAAACAAGUUGAUGCAGUUACAGAACCAGCAAGAGAACAGGAGGAAGAAGUUGAAACAGAAAAACCAGAACAAAAGCUUUUGAAAGCACAAAAAGAUUCUGCAGCAGUAUCAAGCCACAAAAUAAGAGCGGAAAAACAGGUUGAUACAGUCACGGAACCAGCAAGAGAACAAGAGAAAGAAGUUGCAUCAGAAGAAUCAGAGCAAAAGCUUUUGAAAGCACAGAAACAAUCUGCAAAAGCACCAAGCCACAAAAUAGAAGCGGCCAAACAGGUUGAUGCAGUCACGGAACCAGAAUCCAUUGAUGUUCAGCAUGAGGAAAUGAAAGCCAUUCAAACAGAAUCGCCCAGUGAGGUAAAUGCUGUUAUAACUGUAGACGGCACCCUCACCGGUGAUGGCAGCACAGAAGAACCUUCUACAGAAAUACACGCCAGAGAAACAGAGUCAACAGAUGAACCUCCACAAACGACUCCGAGUGAAGUGGCCGAAGCGCUCUCCACAGCCGCAACGCAACAAGCCAGUGAUGACAAAGAUCACCCCGAACAUCCCGAAAAACCAGCGAUUCCCCCACAAACGUAUCUAUGGGAGGAAGUAAAAAAAUCAAAGGAACAGGUAAGUGAUGGCGGAUAUCCAUGGACACACCUGUACAAAGAUCCGCUUGGUCCAGAUGAUGAACCGGAAGUGAUUGUACGUUAUACCCACUCUCCGGUGAAUCGGCGACGCAAGGUCGAAGAGCAGUUGAUCGAUGGAAGCACUCGCGAAGAGAAAAAAGCUAAAACUGAAAAUGGCCAUAAUGCAAACGAAUCAAUUGAGAUGGAGCCAGUAUCUCAAGAAGAUCCAAUCACUCCAGAGUCAGCAACAUCCAUCACAACGGAAGCCAGUAAUGGUGAAACACAUUCACCUAGGCGUAGCAGAGCUCGGGCUACCUCGCAUGAACCUCACAGUUUGAAACAUGAGGUCAAAGCUCAAGCCAAACAUUUCCUCGAUGAACAUCCAAGCAUUAGAAGCUUUAGUAACAGUUUAACAAGAAAAGGCAAACGUACAAGAGCUUUCGUCAGUAGAUCGCUGGAGCGGGCCAAGUCCAUGGCUGACCGACAAAUUGAUAAAGCGAAGGUUCAAAUGAAUACACUUAGAAGGCGCAAGGCUGCCUCAGAGCCUCCAAGAGAUUUACCGGAUCACAAAAUUCUAAUGCUACGCGAAUCUCCGAGAUUUGGAAACCGUGAAAUACCAUCAUAUGUAGUAAGACAGCCAAGCGACGAAGCUAUGGACACAUCGGAAGCUGAAACGAUCGAAAAUGUGUCACCUGAAACAACAACAGUCGUACCAGAUGAAAUCAUUGACUUACCUCAACAAGAAGCACCUGAACCUGUUGCGCAGCAGCAAGUAGAAAAAAUGGAAGUUGAAGAAGAGCGAUACGAAAUAAUUGAGCCUCCUAAAGAUGGUACUGCAAAACCAGUCAUAGAAGAGUUCAAGCCUGCAACUCCAGAACCUCCGAUACAAAUCGUAUCAGAAGAAAUAAAACCACAACCCCCUCCAAAAGCACCACGAAAGAAAAAGGAGCAUCAUUACGAAGAUAUCGAUGAUUAUAUCCCACCCAAAGAAGAAAUUAAAGACAGUAAACUGGGUGCUGAUUCAAGAUUGAUACGACAACAUGAAAUAGAUGGUUUUGAUCCAAUCAUUGGUGAAAUGUUGGGCAAUGACAAAAUCAAAAUAUCGCUCCAACUACAAGAUGAAAAAAUCGUCAACGACAUGCUAAGCCGUAAGAAGCGAUUGGACGAAAUUCUCCAACAUUCCUCAGAAGAUGAAAAAGAAAAGGACAAAAUUCCUUGCCUAGGACUUCUUGCGCCAAUUUCAUCAAUUGAUUCCACUUCAUCGGAUGAAGAUGCUAGACGAACUCGCCUGUCGGCGCUUGCAGAAGAAAGCGACACCGGAAGCAUUGAUAACACUACCUUCAAGAAACAGGAUUCGUCUAAAGAAUCUGAACUGCCAGUUGUGAGUGAAGGUCACAAAGAACUCGAAUUGACACCAGCCGAGGAGAAAUACAUAUUGGAAGACAGUAAUAAUCAAUUUGCUGCCAGUGAUGCAACAGCACAAGAAAAAAUCUUAGAAAAGCAGCUUGAACUAACUCCAGCAGAGGAGCGGAUGCUUUUCGAGGCGGAAAUGAAAACACAAAUCACACCAAUCGAAGAGAAAGUUCUGAACACGGAACCGCUGGUCGAAAAGAAAGAACUAUCAACCGAAGAUGAUAAGCCCGUCCUGGAUGAACGUUGGUCGAAAAUGAGUGAUCACGAAUAUGAGCCAAUCGGUGAGCCAGUUGACGACAAAAUUGCUGAAGCAAAACCAUCGGCAGCGAAAGGUAGUCUGGCACUGCCUACCGAUGACCCGAAGAGAAAAUUAUCCACCUCGUCGCUCCGUGUUCCUGUGGAUGACGGCGAUACGAUCAGCAUGGAAGAACUUCAAAAGGACAUCGAGGAUCGUUACUUCAACCGUCCCUCCGUAGAGCAAGCGUCAGCAGAAAUUUCCGAGCCAGUUGAGGCGGCUGCACAAGAAAAGACUAGCAAAGUCAAGUCAGCAAUGGCUCGAGCCCAAGAGAGCGGUAAGAAGGCCAUGGCCCGGGCACAAGAAAGCAGCAGAAAUGCUAUGGUCAAAGCACAAGAAGGCAGCAAGAGUUUGCAUCAGAAGCUACGCAAACAGACUGACAAGUUCAAACACAAAAUGACCAACAUCAACAUUAAGAAAGAUAAAGACGUCGCUCCUUUGGCCUCUCCGGAGAUUGUUACUACUCCCGAAAUCGAAAGGCUGGACUUUACCAUUGCAGAGCCCAAGGCAGAACAAGAGACUGGUGAAAUAGAGCCUACUCCUGCUGCCAGCGAUGAAGCUGCGGUAGAUGCGGAAACCGAAGAAGUUACAGCGGAAAAUGGAACCACCAAGAAGAAAUUCAAAGGCGCAGACUUUAGCAAAAUCAAAAACAUCCAUAUGCCAAAAAUACAUAAGCCGGAAUUCAAACGUCCCGAAUUCACCAAAAUUUCCAAACCAAAAAUGCCAAAGCUCAAAACUCCCGACAUGUCCAAGUUUAAGCGCCCAGAAAUGCCAAAGUUUUUGACAGAAAAGCCAGAUUUCUCCAAACUUAAAAUGCCUGAAAAAAUUGGAACUAUCAAAAUCCAACGAAGCAAGUCCAUGAAAGAACCUGUACUCUCCAGUGCUACAAGUGCUGCAUCGCCAUCCGAGAUUGAGGCACCCUCUGCUACUGAUGAAACAGGUACCAAAAAGAAGCUGAACUACACCGAUUUCAGCACAUACCCUCGCUUGUUGGACAAAUUCAAGCGCCAAAAAUCAGCGCCAAGUAAUGCUAGUGUUCGAGCUUCUACACCUCCGCCACUGGAGUUCAACAAGGCGGGAAAGACAUCUCGUGCAAAGGGCACUGGUUUUGUCUCUCGUUGGGCAGAGAAAUCAUCUGAAGAUGCAGGUAGCACACGCUUUUUCACCGGAAGUGAACUUGGAGAACGCGAAGGAUCUGUCGAGAAACGAAUGCGCCAGCGCCUGGAAAGGGCAGAAUUCGAUGAACCGGAAUUGGCUGUCACCGCUGAACAGAAGCAACUCGAGGAGUAUGAUAAAGAAAAUCGAGAGAUUCAUCUUUUGUCUGCUGCACGACAUGACGAGUUUAUGAAGCGCAAGCCACCUAUGGAGCGUCAGGAGUCUGAUCUUGCAUCAGAAGAAGAAAAACAGUUUUGGGCAAGCUCACUUGGUCAGAAGAUUCGCCAGAAUAUCGAUAUGAACAGCAAUGACUUCGACUUCUUGGAUGAGGAAGACCGUCUCCGUACGGUACGGGAAAGUGAGGCCUUGGGAUUAAGUGCGCAUGAUCGCGCAAGAUUCCUGGGUGAACCAGUUGGAGAACAUUCGGAAAAGGACUAUGACAUGCGUUCUACAACUCCAUAUUCGAAUAAAGAGUGCCAAUCGUCUGGUAGUUCCGGAAUACGGCGGCGUAAGGGUGUUAUAGAAGAAAUUGAUGAUGAUGAGUUCUUCCUCCGACAAAAAGGAAUUUCCAAAGAUAAUAUUCAAAUGGGUGAAUAUAUAAGCUCAGCCAUUAAGGAAGGAUUGAGCACACCAAAGAAUGCAUUAGCAGAAAUGGGAAGAUAUGACCAAUACUAUGACGACGAACAAGAUGCUAGUGAAAGAAUGAGUAUGGAAUACCGCACUGAACAUGGUGCAGGAGGACGCUAUUACCAACCAAGUGUUGAGUCUGAUGAUAUCUCUAACAAACAAAGCUUCACUGAUGAAUUCCGCAAACAAGCUGACUUUUUCAAGACAUUCCCUCCAGAUCGCCCCAUGAGAAAGCAUAAAAAAUCAUUUAAUGAUGAACAUUUUGAUGAUGAUCACCAAAAGGUACCGUACGAUUCGUACCAACAGGAGGAGGAUCAGGAUGUGGAGUUUUACGGCCGAGAUCGUAAGUAUAGCAUCGAGCAGCCGGAGAUCCGCACUGAAAGAGAAGAGCAUUUCAUGGAUGAGGAAAGCGUUGGUAAUGGAUUCACUCUGACCGGUACAGCCGUACCACCAACGCCACCUAGACGCCGCAAGAAGCGCUUCCGUGAUGUCACGCCAUCAGAUCUCACCCCAUUCGGAAACGGUUUAACAUCAAAGCCCAUUUACAAUAGCUUUACUCUAGGACCCGAAACGCACAUUUUCAAUGCCGACGUCCCGUUGGCCCAGGAGGAAAGUUUCACAACGCCUAUACCUACCCCUAGAAGAUCACGGUCACGAUCACAACUCUCAAAAUUCAUGGAUGAUGAUAGAACCUCGAGAGGAGCAGAGUCCUACAUCUUCGGAGCCGAAGACAAUGCCUUGGUGAAGCUCGCUCUUGAUAUGUCUGAAUCGAAUGGCUACGCAACUGUACGAAAAGAUCCUCCGCCUCGUCCACCAGCUCCGAUUCGCCGUAGGAAAUCGACUCGUUCUCUGGGUGAUCAACGGCAGUUCAACACUCUACCAAACUUCCACUCGAUUUCACCAGCCCGGCCAUCUCGCAACUACAGUACCAUCAGUCCCAACAGACCACCUCGUGGUAGAUCUAUUUCAAGCCUGAAUGAGAGCACCACGAAACUUCCGAGCAUCAGCAAGGAUGACAUUACCCAAUAUGAAGACAUAGAAGCGGUAGAAAAUCACGUGAAACUUCACGAAACUCUUCAAUCUGGCGAGGUUGUUAAAAAGAUGAAAGAUCGACCGUUGCCGCCUCCACCACGUCCACCGAGGGAUACUAGAAAACCUCGCAAGUUCGACCAUGAUGACCGACUUGACUUCGAUGGCGGGGCCGAAAGAAUAACUACAUUUGACACAAUAGAACCACGGGUGAUUGAAGAGGUAGAAAUAGCCAUUCAAACGGAUCCUGUAUCCGAAGACUUUGAACUGGAUAUUGAAAUAUCGGAUACAAUCGGUAAAUCGAGUAAAACGCUUCAGGAGAUUCUGAAAGAAGAACAACAAGCCGAAAUUGAUCGAGCUCGUCAACUGGCAGAAGCAAGCAAUUUAAUGCGAGAUAUUCAGAAGUUCAGAGAUUCUACAUCAUCCUUAUCGCUUCAUGGAAGUCGUCCAGAAACACCUUCUGCGAUGACAUUCGAACGAAGGGUUUCAGCUCCAUCUGCCUCUCAAAUCGUGCCAAGUUUGAGUAGUGAAAAUCUUACCGAACAAGAUCUGGCUAAUAUCGACGAUGAUAAAUUUAUAGCGGAACUAGUGAAAAAAUACGUGUCUGAGGAAAAGGUUACUGAUAAUUCAAAGAAAUCACAAAAAUCUAUUGAGGAUCCUAAAGCUGAAGUUGAAACAGUUGAACCCCCAAAAUUAAGAGAAAUUGAAUCAAUGAUCGUACAAGAAACUGUACAAAGAGAAGACGUACGAACUGUUCAAUCGAGACCCUCUGCACCUCCACGAAGACGAUCCUUGGUCUCAUCUACUCAAGACAUCCCAACAAGCAUCGAAAUACCACAAAAUGUCAUCGAGGAAAUCGUAGAACGUCUUAGAACGAACGAACAACAACACAUUGCGGAAUUGGAGCAACUUCACCAACAACAGAUGGAAGAUUUGAGAAAACAGCAAGAGGAACAAAGAUUGAUACAAGAACUAAAACUAGAAGAACAGCAAAAAAUGCUAUUUGAUCAACAGAAUCAACAGCUACAUGAAACACAACAGCUCAAAGAACAAAUUCUUCAGCAGCAAGAGCAACAAAUGGCGCUACUUCAGCAGCAGCAACAGCAACAACAACAGUUGCUAUUAGCCCAGCAGCAACAGCAAAUUCUUCUUCAGCAACAAGAGAAGGAACGAGAACUUCAGAGGGAGCGAGAACGUGAACUCCUUCGUGAACGCGAAAUUGAACUGGAAAAAGCGCGAGAAAGAGAACGAGAGCUUCAUCACGCUAGAGAAUUGGAGUUACAGAGAGCACGAGAGCUGGAGCAGCAAAGAGCGAGAGAACUCGAACAACAAAGGUUACGUGAACUAGAAUUACAGCGAUCGAUGGAACUGGAACAUCAACGUCUGAGAGAUCUCGAACAACAGCGAGCUCAAGAAGCUGAAAUCCAACGUGCACGUGAGGCGGAGCUACAACGUGCAAGAGAUGCUGAGCUGCAACGAGCACGAGAAACCGAAAUCCAAAGAAUUCGGGAAACCGAAAUGUUGCGGGCUCAAGAAGCGGAGAUAAUAAAACUCAAGGAAUUUGAACGCAAGAUGAGGGAGAGCCAAAUCAGAGAAACAAAGGCUAGUGAGACUGCACCUUCCGAAACAGCUGCCGAGGAGAGAGUAGAGGUUGCCGAUUCUGAACUCGCAUCAGAAGUCGGCGAAACUGUACCCGAAACAGCAGCUUCUGAAGAGAAGCCAGCUGUUGCACCUGCACCAGUACGUCCACCUCUACCAAGAAUAACUCCUCAGAUACCGAUAAACGCUCAAUUUCCCUACCAGGAGUAUCUACCCUACUCUCUGCCACCACAACCGUUCUAUCCUACCAGGAAUCUUUCCGAUGAUGAAGGAGCUUAUCCACAAACGCCACACCGUCGUCGAAGACAUCAUCGGUCUAGAAGAGAAUCAACUUCUGAAGAAGAGCUCCAACGUGAGCCACGAAAGCAACGUCACGGUACACGUUCACCUGAGCCAUCGAUCCCGGCUUUGGGAAGUCAACUGAUCCGAGCAUGUGGAACUUCCAUCCGAGAAACGGGAGAUGAACUCAUGACUAUUUUGCGAGCAAGUAGCAAAGACGAAAACAAACGCGAUUUGCAUAUUGCUCUUAUCAUUCUAAUUGUAAUUGUUGCCGGCCUUAUGGCCCUCGGAAUGAGCGGAGAACAGUCCGUACACCAUCAUCAUUGGGAUUAUUUUAAUCCACCAGGAAACAGCGGACGCUAACUCAAUGAUUUUGUGAUACCACCUACACUACGAAUAGGAAGUCCCCAUCGACACCCUUGUUGUUUUUUGGAUACGAAUACUCACUUGUUCACACACAGCUAGAACUAUUCAUAGAUUUUGUUUUCAAUUCAUCAAUAUGAAAUUGUUAUCUUUUGUAACGCAUCGUGUUAAUCCUAGAACAUCGUUAAUUUUAAAUUGUUUUUAAAAUAUGCAUUUGAGCGUUUACUAAACAUUAGAAGUCGAUCAUUAAUUGUUAAAUCACAUUAAUUUCGCCAUUCUAUUCUACUACCUAAAACUGUAGUCAGUUUUCUCUGCGCACAUAAACUCGCACAUUGUUAAUCGAUUCUGCACCAUCUAACACUGCAACAUAGGGAAAAAAAACUAGAAUUUUUUGAUGAAGAUAAUCUAAUUUCUUAUUUUGACAACUAGUGUACAGUAGAAAUUAGUGUCGAAAAAUAUAAUGCGAGUUUCAAGGAAGAGCACACAUGGUUUGAGAACCUGCGAGUUUCAAUG